UAAGGUGACAGAUCAGUCGUACUGCGGGUCGCGGCACACCAUGGCGGAUGAGCUCCGGCGGGACUUCGCGCCCCCACAAGUCGACGUGGAAGAGGCAGGCCGGGCCAUGGAGCAGUUCGCCCGGGGACACAGCACGGAGGGGCGGCGGGUAGUGCUCGUCACCUCGGGGGGAACCAAGGUUCCGCUGGAGUCCCGCACGGUGCGCUUCCUGGAUAACUUCAGCAGCGGCCGGAGAGGAGCCGCCUCGGCCGAGUACUUCAUGCAAGCCGGCUACGCUGUCAUCUUCCUGCACCGGCACCGAUCCCUCUUUCCGUACAACCGCCGCUAUAGCAACCAGAACUGGCUGGACAAUCUCCGCCUAGUGCCCGCCUCCGGAGGGGAGGAGCCCCGGUUGGAGGCGGAGCUGAACCGCUUGCCUGGCAUAGUAGAAGUCCUGGAGGAUUAUAAGAGGGUGAAGGAGACCGGGAGGAUGAUGGCCUUGGAGUACCACACCCUGUCCGACUAUCUGCACCUCUUGCUGGCCGCUGCCCGGGCACUCAACCCACUAGGAUCAAGUGCCAUGUUCUACUUGGCUGCGGCAGUGUCAGACUUCUACAUCCCAGCGUCCGAGAUGCCAGAACAUAAGAUUCAGUCGUCUAGUGGGCCACUGCAGAUUACAAUGAAGAUGGUUCCUAAAAUGCUGUCCCCAUUGGUGAAAGACUGGGCCCCCAAAGCCUUUGUGAUUUCCUUUAAACUGGAAACCGACCCACAGAUAUUAAUCGAGAAAUCUCGGAAAGCCCUGGCCACCUACCGCCACCAGGUCGUGGUGGCCAACAUUCUGGACACGCUGAGAUCCUAUGUCAUGGUCGUGACCAACACAGAAGAGGCAAAGCUCUCGGUGUCUGAUGAAGAGGAGCGCUCCGGCAUAGAGAUCGAGGAUAAGAUCAUCAAUGACUUGACUUCACGUCAUACCAAUUUCAUUGAGCAGACCAGCUCCAAGCAAGGGUUGUGAUGGGUCUAGACUCUGCAUGGGUCACGGUGCUCUACUACUACAACACGAGAUUAU
Molecule: messenger RNA, 1045 nt
Organism: Nanorana parkeri
Lineage: Eukaryota; Metazoa; Chordata; Amphibia; Anura; Dicroglossidae
Gene: PPCS
Product: phosphopantothenoylcysteine synthetase
Exons: 3
Coding region: 41-991 (316 amino acids)
Biological process (GO): coenzyme A biosynthetic process
Cellular component (GO): cytoplasm; nucleus
Molecular function (GO): phosphopantothenate--cysteine ligase activity
Source: RefSeq, a predicted model, not a curated record